This is a messenger RNA of Branchiostoma floridae (Florida lancelet), 4897 nucleotides long. RefSeq lists its product as uncharacterized. The record is from RefSeq and is a predicted model, not a curated record. The transcript is spliced from 4 exons. Lineage: Eukaryota; Metazoa; Chordata; Leptocardii; Amphioxiformes; Branchiostomatidae. The coding region runs from base 616 to 2985 and encodes 789 amino acids.
ACAGUGUUUAUCGAUACGACCCAAGUGGUGCUAGAAAGGCCGUCGAUGAAAGUAUUAAGCUUUGAGCAAACUGUUCCAUCAAAGCGGGUCGGCAAACCUCGGGUCGGUCUCAAAGGGCGCGCGGGAGUGUAUUGCUGUGUCGCCAUAGCAACGAUAUAUCUGGGAGCACAUUUUAUCCUCCGGAGGGUUUCACCUGGACGAGUUAAUCUGUGAUAAGCGUCGCUCACAAAAAGGCAGUGCUUGAUCGGGGUUAGAGAAUAAUAGUUCUAUAGGGUAGAUGUUCUAACGGGGACCCAGUUGCUCUCCCGUCUGAUACGGGAUAAAUUACCUAGGCGACACUAACGCGAGGCAGUCAGGCGUGGUUUAGUUGUGGAAUAAUAUACCGGAUUGUGCGCACUGAAAUAUCGCCGUAGGAAGUGCUCACGCAACGGGAAAAACGUCCUGUAAGAUUACAUUUUCAGGAAGACGCCUGUGGUGGUGGCGAGUCUACAACGGAAAAGGCCAGGUUGUUCUUGGCCGGAAGGAAUCUACCCUCUCACAAAUUGUGACACGUAGUCCAAGACAAAGAGCAUUGGACGUUGUCGCUAAGAAUUACAGUUUAUCUUACAAGAAAACAUGGCGUCGGAAAGCAGACCGCCUCUGGCAGCGUUGCGGAAGAAAACUCACGAGCAUAUCGCCAACUCUCGCGAACGUCACCACCCAGACUACGGCCGGGCGCUGACGCUCAACCUGCUGGAGGAACAGAAGCUGCGCACUACUGUGGCUUUACUGGACAGGCAGAAAACAGCAGAAAUCAGCAAGUUUCGUCUGGAGCACAGAGCGUUUCUCAGCAGGGCAAAAUCUGCGACAGAGCAGCUUAGUCGAGAGAGUCUGGGCGAAUCUCGCGGCAUCCGGAGACCGUGGUCUGAGUUCGGGAUGGCGCGGGUGCAGUUCCAGAGCGCGGAGGCACGACUCGUGCACGGCGGCAGCAGCACCAAGGCCGGCCGCAAACCCGAGGGGUACCGGUCUCCUGUCGAGGACAAGAGUAGACUGCGGCUCAAAGGACACGGGUUCUACACCCACUGCCACCACUGCGCCAAGCGGUACAUCAGGAGUACGGUGGCUGGUCCGGGCCGGCCCAGGAGUGACUGUGAGCAUGAUGAUAACAUGUACAUGUCAUCUCGUAGUGUGACACCGGAGAAACAGGAGGAGGAGCAGAUAACAGAUAAAGAUCGCCAGGCUAGAAACACAAACCCAGGGUUUACCGUAGCUCGAGGGCAGGCAGCCUUUAAACGACCGCUUCAAAACGCAAAGAAACUGUCUUGCCCAACAACCGCAGCUACAGACACCGCAGUCAUCACCUUACCAGUGGUAAAACCUCCAAGGCCAUCUCCAGGGGACAGUUCUGGUAGGAGGAGGUCUAGUACCAGCAAACCAAGCAUGUUAAAACAUGUACAGGACCCAUCCAAGCCGCAAUUCACUUUAAAUGUAGAAAACGUCACAACACCUGACGAUUAUGCAACUAAGAACCAGGAUAAGAUCGCGACUGGGAUCAACGGCAGGAACGACACUAGCGCACCAAGCGGACAACAUCAGAACGACAGUUCGGUUGUCAUGGAAUACGUUACCAAGUCGCUACCAACAUCACCCAGGGGACGUUGGCUCUGGGCAUUCAGAGCUUUCGUCAAUGGUAACAAAUCACGACAAAGACCGGAGAUACCCGGUAACCAAGACACCCCGACCACGAAAAACGUUGCCAAACCGAAGAAAGGGGCAAAGAAGAAUAAAAGAAAGGGUAAAAAUGCAAAGUCUAAAGACAAAAUCGCAAAGACCGGUGACAAAACGGGUAGAGACAAAAAUGGAGAAAAGUCUAGAAAGCAGGCGGGAAGUUUUGGACACGACACUGAAGCCCACAAAACGCUUUGUCUUAGAAGCAUUUUUCCGGUGCCUGCAAAGGCCCGGUGGUUGUGGGCAAUGCGCGCAGUUCUGAGAGCUAAGAAUAAAAGACAAAGGAAAGACUCACAGAAGCCAAUCACAGAAGAAAGGAACGCAGUUAUCAAAACUGCCAGAACUGAAAAUUCACUGCCAUGUUCACCAAAAGAACGCUGGUUUUGGGCGAUGACGGUCAUCAUUAGCCACAGAAAAGUUCAGAGCAGACCAAAGGAACAUUUGCAAACUGCGACCGAUGAAAGAGCUGAGAUAAACCCCAAAGAUACCCAACAGAAUACGUCAACUGCCAAAGGCCGUUGGUUGUGGGCAAUGAAAACAGUACUCAAGCAAACCGCUAGGCGUCGCCACGAUGUCGCUGGAUCACCCACGAAACCUAAUAGCGUUAGCGUUAAGAGAGAAAGCGAUGAAAAUGCCGGACUGCCUUCUUCUCUCAAACAGCAGUGGAAAUGGGCCAUGCGAGCGGUCUUGAAAAAUAAAGACAAGUUUGAGAAACAAGAACAGCCCUCACUAGACGAAAAACACGUGAAGAAAACAAGCAAAGUCGCGUCUUUUUCCAAAACUAAGACGGCUAAGACAGAGACAGUAACGUCAAGCCCUGUCACCCAAAAGAGAGGCAGAAGAAACAGUACUGCAGUUAACUCCUUUCUUGGUGCAGUGUCGUACAAACAACUGCAGACGUCCGGCAUUUUCGGCAAAUCUGGGAGUAAAACUAGAAGCGGGCGCCACCGUUCGCUCAAGUUUGACCCCCUCACCCUUCUCAAACAGACAAAGGAGCAAGAAGAACAGAAAGAAUCCUAUGAGGACAUGAUGGAGAAGUUUAAGAAGCUUCGAAACUGUCGUUACCUGAGGUGGCGGCGAGGGCAGGAUCCUUAUCUGAACGACAGCUUCGACAUGGUGCCACAGACAGGCAUCCUGACACUGCCGCUGCCAAACCAGUUUACUACAGUAACUAGAAACAAGCUCGUCAGAAAACCGUCGUUCAGGCAGGCUCACAGGUCGACGUCCUUUUUUAGCACCAGUGUUGUAGCAGUAACAGCGGUGUCCGCGCGAAAGUAAUGGACUGUGCGUGCUUCAACUGACGUUUUAUGCUUAGACACCGAUACUUCUAAUAAUACGUUCAAUGUUAAAAAACUCUCUUCGAUAUUGAAAUGUAUGUUUAUUCUUGUAAUGUUUUGAUAAUCAAUAGAUUAUAUGAUCAGAAUGCAGAGUAUUAGUGAUUGAUAGCGUUGUUGUAUGAAAAACAAGCAUUUCUGUCCUUGGUGCUGAACGCCAUCCACCACAUCUAAGUUUCUCGAGACUAAAUCAUUGCAGUUCUCAGCACAUCUCAUAGGCGGAGUCGCUACCACGUCUGUGCAAAUGACAGAAAAACAUUGUCCUUCGACUCAACAAUGCAAUGAAACUGACAACAAAAAGACAGAGACAAACCAAAUAGUUGACAAGAAAAUAGCCACUUUAUUUCAUUGCAACAUUUUUAACAAGUGGACUACUUGACCUCUACCACCAUGGAUUACUAGUUCUCAACAUAUCUACAUCUUAACAUCAUACAUCUAGUUAUGUUACAUCCUCUCACUUUUCUAAGAUUAUAUCUGUUUCGUUUUCUUUAAAUGUUUCUUGGUCUCUCAACGUUGUUAGUAUCGCCAGCUGAUUGAAGCCACAUAUGGAAUUCAACAACAGUAACUACCUGUUCUAUUGCUAGAAUACCUCGGACUACAAAUGUAUAGAGUCACACCAAUUUAAGUUUGCAAAGCAAAUCAGCCUUUCUUCGAAAAGUUUUGAAGCUUUUGAAGCAACGCAAACACAAAACUAUGGGAGGAAUGAUAUGAGGCAAUACUGUGAAGUCAUCAAGGAAACUAUAGUGGUCUGUUAUACUCAGUGUUACCUUCCUAAAAGCAAUAUAAUUCUGCCAAUAUCAAUAAUGAUGAAAAAUAAAACCAUUCAUGGUACAUAAGUUUUUUUUACAUUCAACAGUUUGUCCAAUAGUCUAUUGUCAGAAAAAUAUAGCAGACACAAAUGAUUCUUAUUAAAGUUAAGUAAAGCCCAACUCGUGUGAGACACACAACACAAAACAUAAUUCAUCUAUGAACAUGCAGAGACCAAAACAGUCAACGAUGAAAAAGCCAUUUCUUACAGCCCACUUAAAACCAUUUUGUGUAGAAGUAUGUAACAAUAUGGUAUGAUUUAAAAAUGUUCUAGAAUUAGUGUAAAAACUGAACAAAUAGAAGAACACAAAUCAGUAUUGACAGAUGAACCACCAUCCGAGGAAUGCACAUUGACUAAAAUAGAAAUCAGUUUCUUAACCAUUCAAUGCAACAGAGUCAUACAAUGUACAUCACUAACAAAACACAUCGUAAUACAUAUCUUAAAACCUGUUCUUGACAACAAAAAUAAAUCACUUUAAAUUUACUAAAGGUAUUCUUUAUUAGAAGCGUAUAUUUCCAUUCACCCUGAGUUUACACCGACAUAAAAUACAAUUAUUUGAUAGAUAUUUAGUUUUGUUACCCAGUGAUGACUGUUUACAAGCCAUGCCUUUAAUGUUCUUGCAUAUGAAAAUUAAAGAAUUGGGACUAGUCAUUAUAGCCACUAGAUUUCAGUUUUGGUAUCAAUUGAAAUCAUACUAACUGUGCAAUCUACAUAUUCUUCUCAGAGAUCAAAUGUUUAUUACAAUAAUAUUAUGACUCGUACCCGUUUUACAAUCCACAUUUUGUAAGACAGACAUUUUAACAUAUAUCUAUACCGGGGUAGUCACAGAAAUAUCUUGUCUCUGCAUCAUUUAGCCUUUUGUUUUUGUCUGUUUGAAAUGUUGAAGGCAAAAACAUGGAAUGUAUGAUUGUGUUAACUACACCAUAAGUACAAGUACCAUAUAGCAAUAGUUUUCUCUGCACCUAACUGACAAAACAUAGUGCGUCACUCAAAGACAACAUUUGACAGUGUUGAUUCAUAAUAUAUCAUACCCAGGCUCUUCUCUAAA